CCCCCAGUCACAGCAGCCAUCAGAGACGGACACAUCAUCCCCGGGGCUAUGAGCAGACUGACGGGCAGCAGCCGCAGAUCGAGUACCAGUACGCCUGCAUCAAUGAUCCGAGCCAGAGCACUGCCAAUGGGGAAGUUGUCCUUAUUGAAAUACCAGAUGAAGGAAGCAAAGAGGAUUUGGAGGACGAGACUUGCUACACAGAGCACAACUUGUCGCUGCUGCUGCAGGAGAAGGAAAGUCUGGAAAAGACUCUUGAGGAGGAGCGGACCACGUGGGCCCAGACAGAGCACAGAAUGAAAGGUACUAUAGAAAGGCUUCGUACAAAGGUUGAGUAUUUGUCCAACACAAACAUGUCACUCAAGCAGCAGCUGUCCAUGAUUCACACGUCCAGUUUGAAACGUCUAACCAACGACAGCGAGAACCAGUCCAUUUUGCAAGAGUUACUGCAACACAUGUCUGAGGAGCACACCCAGCUGCUGCACCACCAUCUAGCACAGCUACGGCUGUACGCUCAGGCCUGCGCAUUAUCCAAAUCAGCCCCCGAGGAAUCUGCAGCUGAAUCUACAGUCUUGGUACCAGACCUGGCUGACCAAUCACAGGACAUCUCAAACAUGGCCAUGAUGUCGUCCUCGGAGGGCACCCUUGGGAACAUGGAGCAGACAGUCGUCAUGACGAUAACGUCUGAGGAGGAUUCGGAGCCGCUCGGCAACAUCGUGGAUAACCCCGGAGAUACUGUUGGACAUGACUCCUUGACUUUGGAUAAGGACGUUCACUUGUCACCAAAUGACAUUCUGUACCAACUGACAAGCGAGGGACUGUCAUCAAGACAUGCCACCUCUGAGUCGGGUCACGUUUAUCAAUCAGGUAGAACUCAUUCAUAUCACAACACAGGCUGUGAUGUCACGCAACAGGAUUUUCACAAGAACAAAAGUUGAAAAUUGGUUCUUUCCAACAGCAUGCCAAAAAUAUUCUGCCCCGAUGGCUUUGACAAAAGAACGUUUGAUGACAACAUGUCAAAUGAGGGACCACCAUUAAAAUGUGGGAGAACUAACAGCCUGAAAGCCACUUAACUAAAUAAAACCGGACAUAUUGUGUAAACAGCGUACACUCAGUGUUGUCCGAGGGCUUAGUUGGGGGGGGGGGGGACUUGAA
Messenger RNA from Patiria miniata (bat star), 1152 nucleotides. RefSeq lists its product as uncharacterized. Bases 294 to 935 code for a protein of 213 amino acids. The record is from RefSeq and is a predicted model, not a curated record. NCBI's taxonomy places the organism in Eukaryota, Metazoa, Echinodermata, Asteroidea, Valvatida, Asterinidae. The transcript has 3 exons.